AAAGUUACCUAAAACUUCGAGAAAUUUCGAAAAUUUGUUCUACUGCUUAAGUUAACCUUAACAACACAACGUAUCGUGUAAAAAAUACCUAGAGAAUAUUUCAACCUGGUGAAGUAUUUAUCUAUAAAAAUUGAAUUAAUUCACUUUGAAUCAAAUCAUUCUAGUGAAUUCACUUCUCCCUUACAUAUACUAUUUUCGUAUGUCUCAGCUUAACUUUUGCGCACUGCAUAGAAACAUAGAAAGUUUUUUCUUAAGUUAUCCUGAAGUAAAAAUCUCGUUUAUCGUUUAUUUUAUUUAAAUUUAUCGUCUGCUUCCAGAGAUCCACCUAAUGCAGAACCUAAUGUACUAAUACCGAGUUGACACCUUCAGUACAUCGGUGGAUGUUGAAUUGUUAAAUGUUCAGUUGAACAUUUGCUUUAAUAACUCUCCGGUUAGCAAAUGCGACAACCUUUUUCGUCGAAGCCGGAAAGUAGCGGAGAGGAAAAGCAUUUUCAAUCUGUGUCACGAUAAGGAAAAUCUGUAUGAGUACCGUCGCGAUGUUUCCGUUCCAACUAUCAGUGAUUUAUAUAUCUCCUUUCCGCUUCGUUUUCUCCCCGCCAGUUAAUUCACCUGCCAACGACUGGUUCGUUUAUUUACAGAAAGCAUACACGAACACAGUUAAGCCCCAUGUCGCAUAUUGCUUCAGUCGUAGUGAACGAUAGCCCCUACUAAAGAGCAGGUGUUAGCACAGCGGCGUUGCUUUUACUGCAGCACCGAAAAUGGGCGUACGCGAUUUAUGGUAAAAUCAAUUUCGAUGAAGUUUGAUGUAGUUUGGUUUGAAUAAAUACACACAGUAACUGCUGUAGACAACACUAUCCUCUAAUCUGCGGGGACUAUCGUAUAGUCCAUCGCCAUUUAGGGACAUGAUUUCAGCCAGCGAUAGCGACAGCGACAGCGGCCAGCAGACGACAAGUGUGCAGUACAUCGUUUGUCGUGACCGAACUUGGAAGGGAAGUGAGCAUGUGCUCAAAAGGCGUUUUACCCGCAAACCCAAAUGAGCCCGUUGCUAUUCCUCGUCGAAUCGACUAUUACCGUUGCUGGGACACAGCGGCCAAACUGGGAUACACACGGACAGACAAUCGAAGCAGACGAUUCUCGCCGGCCCAACGCUGUUCUCCUAGGCGAACUGCAGCGCUGCUCGCUUGCACCCGCUCACCCAUUCGCUCACUAACGACGAGUGCACGGGUGGAAGUCUGGCUGGCGCUAGCGGUAGUGUUGUUAUGACUAUUGCUGCUGAUGCUGCCGCAAUAGUAAAAUGUGUCUAGUCCACAAGCAGCAGCGGUUCGGCUAGCAGUAGCUGUUGCUGGAGAACCAAGUGCAGUCUAAGCAGUGCAGGAGUGAACGGCUCCGGGACGAGAGUAGUUGGUGUCCGUACUGGGUUUGUGUUGUUGUGUACGUCGCUUCGCCGAUUGAAAAUUGGCAACAAAUCGUUGUUGUUGUUGUUGUUGCCGGACGUCGUGCUCGAUCAGGUCGACCCAAUUAGGCACCCACCCAUGAGGAUUAGCUUAGCGGAUGCGGUACAGCUUCUCAUCGCUCAGGUCUUCAUCACCGUCACCAGCACGAGCGCUACGAAUGCGACUAGCGGUGGACAACGUGAGCACAGGGAACUACAUAAAACACACGAAACUUCGUGACUUUAUCAUCGGCAGCGUCGGUGUACUGCCAAUAAGUAUUGCAGCGGCAGUAGCAGCAUAAGCCAGAGCAAACACGGCUUCAAACGGUGUUGUCCUGCUGCAAUAGCAGCUGCAGUGAGCAACGCCAAUCUAUCGGGAGUUCAGGUACCAGCUGUAUUGCUACCAUAGUAUUUUACCAUAGAAGCUUCCUGUAGUUCGUGUCUAGUACAAUUGCAAUCCCUGCUAUUACCACGACAGGACUGCAUGGCAGUAGCUCUAGGACAAGCUGUGUUGCUGUAAGCUUCCUGCGUUGUUACCCUGCCAGGUAACGAUUAUCGUAAGCCGUUUGGAGAGCCGAAACAAGCUGGGUUGAGAUAUUGCGGUUCAGUCGUUGUGUGUGCGUCGCUCGCUUCACUCUAACGUGCAGCAUCGAAGUCCGUGCGGUAUGCUUUUUCCGUUUUGUUUCUCGUGAGCAUUGUUGCGCCUCAGUGCCAGGAAACGUGUGUCUGUAAGUGUUUCUGUAUUGUGUAUGUAAAUUUACGUGAGUCGGCUACGCAAGGAGUAAAAGUGCGUACAACAGCAUUGCUUGGCGCUGUGAAGUUAAUCCUUCGGCUCUCACGGGCUGUUUAACAAAAGGUGAGGUAGUCGAAGCAUCAUUAGUCGAUGUUGUAAUAGUGCGACACGAGAGCCAUAGCAGAAGCUGCGACGACAGUAGCAACGAAGGCUCCUGACUACAGUUAAUGUGGCCUAAACGAGGCGUGUUGUGAAGAACAUCCGAAUGCAAUGAGAUGAGCCACCGCAGUCCCGCCCGCGUCCGGGAGGAGCUUUACCAGCGGAUCGACGAGGAUACUCCUGGCACACAACAUCACCAUGGGAGUGGGGCAGGGAGUCCAUUGCGCAGUCCACUCUAUACACACAGGCAUUCGAAUUCGGCGGGAGGCAGUUCGGACGGCAGCGGGCCCCGGCCGCCACAUCGAAGACAUCAACCGCAUCAUUCAUCGGGUUCGAGUCUCGAAAUGGACUCCGUGCACCAUCCGAUCCACGGCGGAUCCGCACACCACCAUUUUAUGUUACAACAGCAACAGCUUGGCCAUAGACAGGAUUCACCCGGUCAUUACGGAAUGUCACAGUACGAGCAGAUCGGUGGUGGAGUACUCUACGAAGGGGUCGGCCAAGGCCAAGUUCCCCUGAGGCCACUGCAACACUACCCAGGCCAACAACAACAAUUUCUACAAACAACUGCCACGCAACAGCACCUACAACAGCAACAUCAGUCUCAUGGGGAACAUCAUCAUUCAUCCAGCCCGCACAAGGUCAAGGAAUUGGAGGAAGCCCGUCAGAGGAUUACGCAGAUGGAAAAGACCAUGCGUUGGUGGUCAGACUGUACUAACAACUGGCGAGAUAAAUGGAGCAAAGCUCGCGCCGAGCGAAACGAGGCCAAAGAGGAACUCCGACGUAUGCGGACGACCUGUGAACAGCAUACGAAAGAGCUCGAGUCUCUAGCGUCGGAGCGAGGCACGCUCGAACAAGAGAUUAUCAACCUCCGCUCGGAAGUUCACCGGCUUAAGGAGAUAGGUGAGCGACGUGUGGUGACUCGCGGAGCUGAAGGCCCGGCCGGCUCUCCCUUACCAUCGCGGCCUUCGCCAACCCAUACUGAAGAAACUACCGAGGGCAAUACUACGCCGGACAAUACGACCCGUUCAUCGAAUAAUAAUAAUAAUACUCAUGCGCUUGCCGAGUCGCUAAUGCUCGACAAACGGAGAAUGGGUGAUGAGAGCGGUAGCGCGAUGGCAGUAGGCGACUUGAGCCUCACGGAUAACAACCAGAUGCUGCACAACGAACCCGAACCCGAUGGCUUACUUGAUAAACUUGAUUCGGAUGCGUCGUUCGACCUCGGUGGGGCUAGUGGCGUCAUUCUCAUGAACGCAAACAAUGACGUCGCAGCAGGCAAUAACCUUUCUGGAGGACGAAGCGGCAACCCGGGUCUUGCUGAAAAAAUGUCACCUAUUGACGUUAAUGGACGUGGCGGUUCGGUCUCGUCGAAUGAAAAGAGUUUCGCCGAGGAGCUUCUGGCUCUGAAUUACUACGGUACCGGGAGUCAUUCCGGAGUGAAUCCAGCUACGACGGGCGAUCAGGAUCAGGCAAAAAUUGCUUACCUGCAGCUGCGUUUGCAGGAUGCCCUGCGACAACUUGCCAAUGAGAAACAGGAGAAUGAGCGGCUGAACUCUAAUUUAGCCGUUCUGGCGAGUGGCCAUCAUGAAGCGGCAGCUGUAACUGUAGCAGCGGCCGCCUCAGGCACUCGAGAAAACGGCGAGGCCUUAAGCGAUCAGAUAGCCAGUAGUACAUGCACAGAGGCUCAAGACGGCGACCCUCUCGCCAUAGGCAUUGGCGAGUUCGAGGCAGAGGAAAAAAUACAAAUGCUGCAGGUCAAGCUUGAAAAGCUUCAAGAGGAAAACGCAGCCGAAUGGCAAAAAUGUGAGCGGUUAGAGUCAGAAAAGAGUGCCCUAGAACGUGAGAACAAAAGAUUGAAGAUCCGUAUUCUUGAGCUUGAGGACGUCGAGGGCGCCCAGACGGGCGGCGCAACUCUGCAGACGCCAGCUGGCCAGGGCGGAGGAUCUACUUGCAACACGGGAUCAACGUCCAGCUCUAGCGAAGGUAUCGGUUCCAUGGGAACGUGUGGAACCGGAGAUCUGUCGGGUGUAGCCGGAAAUGCCCUUCCAAAUUCGGCAUGUGCAGUCCAAGUUAACAGCAAUGGACAACAAAUGAUAAUCACAGCUGGUCAGGCGGGAAGUGGUAUUCAAAGCAAAAUUCACCAAGAGCUGGCGCAGGCACACCAAAAGUACGAAAAGUUGAAACGAGUCCUACAGGACAAAACUGUUGAAUUGGGUCACGCUUUGCGGCGAGCGGACGCCUUUGAACAAGAAGUCAAGAAGCUCCGGUCGCGAAUCGAAGAGCUCAAGGCAAUGCUGGGAGCUGCCCAGGAUGAGCUUGAUUCAAAUCAAGCCAGCGUACGUAAACUUAUCAAUCGAAAUAAAGAGUUGGAGCUCGUGGUUAAUAAGCUUCGGCAGGAAAACACCCAGUUGGAAGCCCAAAGUCGACUGAACAACCUCCAGAGCCCGCACCAGCGAUCCAACUCGCUUCGGGCUCCGAAGAGUCCCAAAAGCAAACUGCCCAUUCCCCAGUCAAAGCGAGUAUUUCCGGCCCGGCUUGGACGUCAAUCUUCCGACCUCUCGUCCGGCCCAAGCGUGGGUCUUUCCCGCUCGCCCACCUCUCCCCUUCUGCCCCCACUGGCUCGAUUCAGUCCCCGGGAAUUGGAACCCCUGGUACCCCUGUUCUCUGGACUUCACCACGUACCACGCUUUCCGGCGGCAACAGGCCACGCCAAAGUUAACAGCACUUCUAGCAGCAGCAAUAAUCGCAAGCCUAGUAGUAGUAGCAGCAGCGGCGGCGGCGGCGGCGGCGGCAGCAGUGCUAAUAACGGAAACAACAAUAACAAUAAAAAUAGCAAUAGUAAAUCAAGCAGCAAUGUCAUCUGCUUCCUCUGAGCAGACAGCAAUAUCGUCUGCUACACAUACGAAGACGAAUAUAUUAAUAACAUCUAUGUAACGUAAAAGAUAAAUGAAUAUUUUAGAAAAAAAAGUACUAGCAUAAAGAGAUGAGGAAAAAGCAAAUCAUUAACAAUAUCACCAAAUGCAGGAAAUAUUGCAAAGAGCAUCUAUCGGUAAAUGCAUGCCAUAAUGCUACAGUUUAACGAUGACUCGGAACUGUAAACAACAAUUUCUAAAACUCUCCAGGUUUUCCGAUCUAAAUUUCCAGAUCUGAAUCUGCCUGACUGCUCUACCUUAUUUCGCGUUAAUAAUGACUAAUUUGAAUUUGACUUGGGUAAUUAUGGGAAAAAAAAUUACCAUAUUACUCUACGGCGCCGCAGGAUGUAAGUGUACGCAUCGAGGUGUAAGCAGGGCGCACACACCUCGGAAUUAAGCCAAUCUAAUACAUACUAUACAUGAAAGGGUCUUUGAUUAACUCAUGGGUGCUUAGAAUGCUUAUAGAAUCGUUGUAGCCUAUGAUGCGAGAUGGAAGAUCGAAAAAUCAACCGCUCAUCAUUGACGCGGAUAGUUAUAGCACUACAUACACUGAAGUCCACAUUGACUGAUGACCGGACUCGUUAACCGUUAAUUUAUUUUUAAGGCAUUUUAAGCAAAAUAGACAGUAUUUUAGCAACUUAAGUGAAACGCUUUUUGCGGCAAGCAGACAUUACUCCGCGUGAUAGUUUAGUGGGUAACGUAUUUGCGUGCUAAUGUUAGGGACACGUUGCGGUCUAGGUACGAACCCAUAGGGCAUAGACAUACGGUACGUUUCGUGAUGGCUACGAGCCAGCCAGCCGUCCGUCUGAUGGAAUGCCUAACGGCGAUACUGGACGUAAAACUCGAAACACAGAGACGUAGUUAUUUUCAAAGACAGAAAUAAAAAAAACAGGUCCAUGCAAAAGGGCAAUUUCCUUUUGCCCGUCCCUUAAAAAGUAAAAACAAAAACGUAAAAAAACCGUACUUCCAUUACAUGUAAUAUAUCUACCUAGAUAACAGCUAGUACCAUUUUUGGGUAACAGUAACGGUUGUGUAGCCGCAAAUCAGUAGUUAGGCGUCAUUAUUGUUAGGAUUGUUUGGCCAAUUAUAAUUAUUUAAAAUAUAUUUAUAUUUAUAUGACGGUAAACGUUUAACGUCAAUGUUGAAACCGAGACAAAAUUACAGGGUUUUUUUUUAACGGCGUUACUUAUUCUUACUGUGCAAACGAGUCCUCAAAAUCACCUUUUGGAUAUAGCAUCAAAAAAUCCUACUAGAAAUCUAGCCAAAGUGGGUGCUGUUGGACCUGUCUGCGGUUACUCCAACGGAUUUGGUAACGAUUUGCCAGAGCAGGCUUUGAACCAGGAAGGCCCGCAUGCUUAUGAUUACCAUGGCAACGCAGUGAAAGAGACGCAAUUUAGCCACCCAAACCACGCUGUCUCUAACAUUGAUGUUACUGUAAUAUGCACAAAGGACAAUCUGUGCAAGGUGUCCGUCUACUUGAUGGUUAUAGCUGGCUGCAUGAAUCAACGGAUGGCCGUAUAAACUCUACAGUUACUUCUCAAAAAAUAUAUUACUGCUUAGAGCAGACAAAAAAAAGUCAGUUUAAGAAAAUGGCAGCGUGUUUACGCCGCGCUCCACCUGUGAAUCAGUUGAAGCGUAAUAUUUACUCGAAAUGCUUAGAAUGAGUUCGUGGAACUGUAGACGGUGAUGGGGGAGCAUAAGCGACUAUAUACGACUCAGCCGAAGCGUAGGUACUAACGGGUAUACCUCGUACGUCGCUUACAUAUUAGUGAGAAAUGUUGAAAAGUUUUAUAACCAAUGUUUACAUAUAUACAAUACCGACAUAAACACGUUCAGAGGUACAGAAAGGAAAAAUGGAAGGGACCAAUGGUGUUUCAAAUCAGUAAGCACCGGUUAUGUUUGCGGUGUUCUAGAUCCCGCAGUAAAAAAAUAUUGGUAAAAGUAAAAAUUAAAAAAAAAACACGGACGCCUCAUAUCAGUUCAAUAAACUUGGUAACCAACUUUUAAACAAAAGCCACAGUAGAGCCCCUGUGAGUACCUCAACACAUUAUACAGGGGCCAUAGGACAGCGAUUCGAAGCAGGCCAGGCCGAAGGAGACGGCAGAAAUCAGGGGGAAAAAGUUUACGCACAGACACGUGCACAUGAACGAAGGCGUUCGCCUGAAGACAGAAACAGAAAAACAACCAAUACUCAGAUAGUAUGCCUGAAAAAUUUUAUGAAAAAUAGAAAAAAAUAUCGAGAAAAAUGUGUCGAUAAUGCUACGUCUAUGGCUAGCGGUGCUAAAUGUCUCAUCUUUACUUUGGCGCAAAGUUAGAGUCACUGCAGAAAACAGCGGAAGUUAGCAAAGUUAGUCAAGUUGUACAAAAGGAAAACUAGAAACUUUCUAAAAAUCUCAUUUUUCUUUUGAACGAAUAAGUUAGAAAAGGGCGAAAAAGCUUUUAAUAGCUGUCAGGAUGAUGUGUUAUUUAUGGUGAGUUUACCAGUAUUCUAUUUAUAUAUACAACUAAUAUAUAUAUAUAUUUUUUUUUGCGAGGACAUAGACUUGCUCACUUGUGAAAAUUACAAAAAGCCGACAAACAAAUAAACGGUGAACCUUCGUAUGUGGUAACUAUAACGAAAUGAUAUCCGCAGAGUUUUUAUUUGGUUUUGAUAUUUUAAUUGUUUUAAUGAAUUAAUUACGCUUGCCCUGAUGACGAUAAUUUCCAGUCGCAUGAUACGAUAAGCCAUAGGUAUAUAGGAUAUAUAAAACCCAAAUGUAUUUUCUUGUCUAAUAUAUAACAAUUUUAGAAGUGAACGUUACGAUAGAUAUGGAUAUUGAAAUGAGAGGUAAACGAAAUCGAGCUUGAGUGUUGAAGCUGAAUUUAUGGAAAUAGUGCCUCAAAACCGCCUCACUGCUUAAGUACGCUUAGGAUUUGAUGGCAUAUAGUAACUUUUGGUUAAUUCCCAAUAUGAACUUUUAUCUAUCAUUUGAAAUUCACGUAAUAACGUAUAAGAUCAUUGCUCCGCAAAACAAAAUACCUGUAUACGGAAUAUCAUUGAAAAAUAUGGGAAAUGUUUUGCGAACUCUAUAGACAAAUGCUCCUUUCGACAAUUAAACCCUAAUUAAAUACGGCUAAUGAAAAUAAAUAGUAUUACCAAUAAACGGCAAUCCAAGAAAAUCUGCAGUACUUGUCCUUGCAUACUGUUACUUCACCAAUGGAAUUCUGUGAAGAUCGCAAUUAUCGAGACAGAUUCAAAAAAGAUCUGCAAAAAAAAUCCCGUCACUUCGUUACACGCCACUUUCUCUCUAUCAAAUUUAACCGAUCCAGGGCACCUAUGCCUUCCGCGGAGAGAAUCGAGAAAAAUCCUUUUGACUUACUUAUAUUGCAUUGAUCUUGUUCAUUCUGUCUGUUGUUGUGUUUUC
This is a messenger RNA of Varroa destructor (honeybee mite), 8640 nucleotides long. RefSeq lists its product as uncharacterized. The record is from RefSeq and is a predicted model, not a curated record. NCBI's taxonomy places the organism in Eukaryota, Metazoa, Arthropoda, Arachnida, Mesostigmata, Varroidae.